GUCCUGUUGGAGCAAAGAGAAUCGUAUCCAUGGUCGCCACGCGCCGGUCCUUGCGUCUGUCCCUUGGUGGGACCGAGUCGACGGCGUCGGCGUCGCCGCCUCCGAGGCGCGCGUCCCGCGGCAAGGCUGCGGCCGCCACCGACGCAUCGAAGGAAGCUGAGGUCGUCAAGAGCGAGGCCAAGGCCGCCAAGAAGACGGCCAAGAAGACGGCCGACGAUGUUGCGCCCAAGGCCCGCGCCCCGCGCGCCAAGCGCGCGACCCGCGCAUCCCUGUCCAAGUCCGACAUUGACGCACUUGCGCAAGUGGCGCAGGAGGUUGCCGCGAAGGAAGCCGCCGAAGAAGAUGCGGCCAAGCACGACGCGUCGGCCCGCGCUACGAUGGAGGUCAUCGACAUCGUUUCGGAAGAUGAUACGGCGGUCGAUGAGACUGACGAAGCGAAGACCUUAGUACGUGACGAGGCUGUUGUUGUCGACGUCUCGGCCCAAGAAGAAGACGCCUCGGCGCACGAAGAAGAUGUCUCGGCCCACGAAGAAGAUGUAUCGGCCCAGGAAGAUGACGUCUCGGCCGAGGAGAUCGAAUCCGCCGAAGAUAUGGCUGCGGAUGGCAUCGAGUCAGCUGAAGAAGCGGAUGUUAAAGCCGAAUCAGCCCAAGACGUUGUCGUCGACACGUCGGCCGACGAAGUCACGGCGGACGAGACGACUGCGGACGAGUCCAUGGGCGACGAAGCCGCUGCGCAAGAAGAGGUCGAGGAAGAAGCGUCGGCGGUCGAGGAAGAUGAGCACAUUGCAAUGGCCCCUGCCUCGGACGACGAAGAAGCGGACGAAGAGCACAUUGCGAUGGCGCCGGCCGCCGCCGACGACGCGUCACCCGAUGCCGACAUGGAAGAGGACGAUGACGACGACGAUCUCAACGCAUUGGUGGGCAUGGCCAUGGCGAGCUUCCAGGCGCCGCCGCCGACGUCGACGACCGCGACGUCGGAGGCGCCGCUGGCGCUGGUCCCGAGCACGCUCGAGAGCGGCGUGUCGUACGACAAUUUGUACAUGAAGUUCAACGGCCGCAAGUGCGCGCGCGGUGCGGAGCUCGUGCCGGAGCGCAAGCUGACCGAAGAGGUGUCGCAGCUGCACAAGCAGGCGGCGUACAAAGCCAAGAUGGACGCGGCCAACUCGGGCGCCCAUGAGAAGAAGGUGUCGCAGGACCGCAUCCAGACGAGCCACAAGUGGUUCAACAUGACGUCCAACGAGAUGACGGCCGAAGCGAAGCGCGACAUGCAGCUCAUCAAGUUGCGUAACUACCUCGACCCGAAGCGCUUCUACAAGUCGAGCGACCACAAGAAGGGCAACCUCCCCAAGGUGUUCCAGGUCGGCACGGUCAUUGAGGGCGCGGCCGAGUACAAGUCGAACCGCCUCUCGCGCAAGGAGCGCCAGCAGACGUUUACGGAGGAAAUCAUGCACGACCAAGCGAUCCGAUCGUAUACGAAGCGCAAGUUCAAGGACAUCCAGGCUGCGCGCGCCAACACGUCCAAGCACAAGAAGCCUUUCAAGAAGGCCAAGCACUACAAGUAAAUAGAUGAUGAUGAUAAUAUGAUGAAGACGAUUAGACCCUG
Saprolegnia parasitica CBS 223.65 is the source of this 1603-nucleotide messenger RNA. RefSeq lists its product as hypothetical. Gene Ontology annotation, molecular function: RNA binding. The record is from RefSeq and is a predicted model, not a curated record. Bases 30 to 1562 code for a protein of 510 amino acids. NCBI's taxonomy places the organism in Eukaryota, Oomycota, Saprolegniomycetes, Saprolegniales, Saprolegniaceae. Gene Ontology annotation, cellular component: nucleolus. The transcript has 3 exons. Gene Ontology annotation, biological process: RNA processing.